Messenger RNA from Alternaria novae-zelandiae, 756 nucleotides. RefSeq lists its product as uncharacterized. Gene Ontology annotation, molecular function: endonuclease activity; nucleic acid binding. The record is from RefSeq and is a predicted model, not a curated record. The transcript has 3 exons. The coding region runs from base 1 to 756 and encodes 251 amino acids. Gene Ontology annotation, biological process: DNA catabolic process. NCBI's taxonomy places the organism in Eukaryota, Fungi, Ascomycota, Dothideomycetes, Pleosporales, Pleosporaceae.
AUGAUGCAUAGAAGCAUCGUCAUAGGAGCUACGCUUGUAGCUUCGGCGACAGCAUGGAACACAGACGUUCACAACCAAGUCGGCUUCAUGGCAGAAACCUUUUUCACACCCGAAACCACGUCCGUCCUCGCAGAGAUCCUCGAACCCCAAUACAACGGCUCAGUCGGGCGCUCCGCAGCAUGGGCAGACGGGUAUGCGCACACCAGCGAAGGCCACUUCUCGUACCAGUGGCACUGGAUAGACACACACGAUCGCCAACCUGAGAAUUGCAGUCUGGACUAUGCGCGGGACUGCGCAAAGGGCGGAUGCGUUGUUAGUGCUAUUGCGAACCAGACGAGGAUACUGCGGGAGUGCAUAGACCAGGUCUGGGACGGCUACAUACCCUAUUUCGCGGCAAACGUCGACCAUCCCUUCUCGCACGAGUCGAUCGAUCCGUUCUUCUCUGGGCUCGUCGCUCGUAUUCGCAAAGACCAGUUCUACUCCGCGCCAUACAUGUGGCUCUCCUGUACCGACCCUUCCAUACCCGAGGAGUGCGCAACAAGUUGGGCGAAGGAGAGCAACAAAUGGGAUUGCGACUACGUGUGGAGUCGCGUAACGAACGACACAGAUCUUGGGACUAAUGGGUAUGCGGCAGGAGCUGUGCCCAUCGUAGAGCUGCAGAUAAGCAAGGCUGCGCUCAGACUGGGUACAUGGCUGAACAACUUGGUCGAAGGGGCCAAACCUACUGUGGAAGAAGAGGAAAUGAUGGAGCUUUGA